Molecule: messenger RNA, 2006 nt
Organism: Trametes versicolor FP-101664 SS1
Lineage: Eukaryota; Fungi; Basidiomycota; Agaricomycetes; Polyporales; Polyporaceae
Product: general substrate transporter
Exons: 20
Coding region: 80-1657 (525 amino acids)
Biological process (GO): carbohydrate transport; transmembrane transport
Cellular component (GO): membrane
Molecular function (GO): carbohydrate:proton symporter activity
Source: RefSeq, a predicted model, not a curated record
CCCCACUUUGCACUUUCUGUGCUACGACCGUCAUCUUCCCCGCUCUCCUUCUUUUCUCCGCGCCGGCAGCAGAUGCAGGAUGCCGCCAACGUCCCCAAGCAGCUCUCGGAGGCUCGUGGGCCAGCCACUCCUCUAUGCCAUCUCGAUAUUUGCUAGUUUGGGGGUCUUCCUCUUUGGAUACGACCAGGGCGUUAUGUCGGGCGUGAUCACCGGGCCUUACUUCCGGAAGUACUUCAACGACCCCACGGCGAUAGAGGUCGGGACCAUGGUCGCUGUCCUGGAAGUCGGGGCAUUCGCUACUUCGCUCGCGGCCGGUCGCAUCGGAGACGGUAUUGGCAGGCGCGGGACGCUCUUCAGCGGCGCCGUCAUUUUUGCCAUUGGAGGCGCUAUCCAGACGUUCACUACCGGAUUCUGGGUUAUGGUCUUCGGUCGAAUCAUCUCUGGUCUUGGUGUAGGCUUGUUAUCGACCAUUGUGCCUAUCUACCAAAGUGAAAUUUCCCCGCCAGACCAUCGCGGUGCACUGGCGUGUAUGGAAUUCACGGGCAACAUCUUUGGUUAUGCCUCAUCGGUGUGGAUCGACUACUUCUGCUCCUUCAUUGAAUCCGACCUGUCCUGGCGUAUCCCGCUGUUCAUCCAAGUUGUCAUUGGUGCUAUCCUCGCACUCGGUUCCCUCGUAAUGCCAGAAAGUCCUCGAUGGCUCAUAGACGUAGACAGAGAUGCGGAAGGCAUGACAGUGAUUGCUGAUUUGCAUGGUGGCGACCCAGAAGACCUUGUGGCGAAAGCUGAGUUUCAAGAAAUUAAAGACAGAGUCAUUUACGAGCGUGAAUCGGGCGAAGGCCGGACGUACGCUGUGAUGUGGAAACGAUACAAGAAGCGAGUGCUGCUCGCUAUGUCUUCUCAGGCCUUCGCACAAUUGAAUGGUAUCAAUGUCAUCUCAUACUACGCGCCGAGAGUAUUCGAAGAGGCGGGGUGGGUUGGCCGCGACGCUAUCCUGAUGACUGGUAUCAACGCAAUUAUCUACAUCUUGAGCACGCUUCCACCAUGGUACUUGGUCGACCGCUGGGGUCGCCGAUUCAUCUUGCUCACAGGCGCUGUUGUGAUGGCUCUCUCGCUUGGAAUGACCGGAUGGUGGAUGUAUAUUGACGUCCCAGAGACUCCCAAAGCCGUCGUAUUCUGUGUCAUCGUGUUUAACGCAGCGUUCGGGUACAGCUGGGGACCCAUUCCGUGGCUUUACCCUCCGGAGAUCCUGCCGCUCACUGUGCGCGCCAAGGGCGUGUCCUUGUCCACUGCUACGAACUGGGCAUUCAAUUUCCUUGUAGGAGAGAUGACUCCGAUAUUGCAGGAAACGAUCGAGUGGCGGUUGUACCCGAUGCACGGAUUCUUCUGUGUCUGCAGUUUCAUUCUUGUCUACUUCCUGUAUCCCGAGACGAAGGGCGUCCCGUUGGAGGAGAUGGACGCCGUGUUUGGCGAAGAGGAGCUAGAAGAGCGUCUAGAGGAAGAAGAAUCGGAACGAGCAUCGCUCGUAUCCCGUCGAUCCAGCCGUUCGCGCCGCAGUGCCCGCAUACCACACGCGUCCGGACAAGGGCUGGUCAGCCGCUUGCUCGGCCGCAACGACGGGCGAGCAAGCUACGAACCUAUUCGCGACGGCGACGAAUAGGAAAUGUCGAGGAUGGACAGCAGUGCAGUCGAGGAGUAUUCAGACGCCGUCCCCCGUCGGCCGUCGCCCGCCCACCAGGGCGUGGACGUCGAAUGACAGGCGGACGCGUGCACGCACCUCCCAGCGCGGAGCGGAACAGGUUGAUUACCAAGUGGUCGCCGUUGGUAGUUUGACUGUGCCUCCUUGAUCGCCGUUGCUCAUCCUCACAGUCUAGUAGCUAGCCUACUUUAUCAGCCCACACCCUACUAAUCCCUGCGUCCUGCAUAAGCAUACCCCUCGCUGCAUUGUACCACGUACUGUUACAUCGCUCUCUCAUCUGCAAUUUGUUUCUAUCAAUAUUUGUUCUGCC